AUGGCUACUAGCAGUGGUGGAAGUGCCCAGCAGACGGGUCUGCUGCUGUCUAAAUUCGAGACCAAGUCCAAUAGAGUCAAGGGCCUCACAUUCCAUCCAAAACGUCCUUGGAUUCUAGCAAGUCUGCACAAUGGAACGCUGCAGCUAUGGGACUACAAAAUGGGAACCCUCAUUUCUGUGACUCUUCAUACCCAACUCAACCCUUGCACCAACGCAGGUCCUGUACGUGGUAUUGCAUUCCAUCCAACUCAGCCCUUAUUCGUCUCGGGUGGUGACGACUACAAGAUCAAAGUAUGGAACUGGAAGACGAGACGAUGUCUAUUCACCCUUAACGGCCAUCUCGACUAUAUUCGAACCGUCUUCUUCCACCACGAGCAUCCUUGGAUUAUCUCGGCCUCUGACGAUCAAACUAUACGGAUAUGGAAUUGGCAAUCUAGAAACUGCAUAUCCAUACUCACGGGUCACAACCACUAUGUCAUGUGUGCUCAAUUCCAUCCAAAGGAAGACUUGGUUGUGUCCGCUUCGCUGGAUCAAACUGUCAGAGUGUGGGACAUUUCAGGUUUGAGAAAGAAACAUGCUGCUCCACAACAACCUACAUUGGAAGACCUCCAUCGUGGUCCAAACCAAGCUGACUUGUUUGGUGGAACCGACGCCAUUGUAAAAUACGUAUUGGAAGGUCAUGAUCGUGGUGUCAACUGGGCUUCCUUCCAUCCAAACCUACCUCUUAUCGUAUCUGGUGCUGAUGAUCGUCAAGUUAAAUUAUGGAGAAUGAAUGAAACAAAGGCAUGGGAAGUCGAUACGUGUCGAGGUCACUACAACAACGUGUCCUGUGUCAUCUUCCAUCCGAGACAGGAACUCAUCAUUAGUGACUCGGAAGAUAGAACAAUACGUAUUUGGGACAUGACAAAGAGAACUGUAUUACAAACAUUUAAACGUGAAAAUGAUCGAUUCUGGAUUAUGGCUGCUCAUCCGGAAUUGAAUCUCUUCGCAGCUGGCCACGAUUCAGGUCUCAUUGUAUUCAAACUGGAACGAGAACGACCAGCACAUGCCGUCCAUCAGAAUCAAUUAUUUUAUCUCAAAGAAUCCGUCGUUCGUCAAUACGAUUUCACAAACUCCAAUGAUUCUGGCCUUAUCAAAGUACGAAAAGCUCCUGUUGGACAAGCCACGCCACCAAAAACAUUAUCAUAUAAUCCUGCUGAAAAUUCCGUGCUCAUUUGCUCGAUGGCAGACGGUGGAACUUAUGAAUUGUACAAUUUGCCCAAAGACCCUUCAAGUGAUGUCAGAGACGCAACCGAUUCAAAGAGAGGAAUCGGUCAAGCUGCUGUAUUUGUAGCAAGAAAUCGAUUUGCUGUAUUAGACAAGAUGGGACAGCAAAUCUUGAUCAAAGAUUUGAAGAAUGAAGUCACCAAACAAUUCAAAUUGCCUACACCUGUCAACGAUAUCUUUUACGCUGGUACCAAAACUCUUCUCCUCACUACACCCACAUCUGUGAUUCUAUACGAUACCGAAUUAAAAGCAUCUGUCGCUGAAUUGAAUGUCAAUGGCGUUCGAUAUGCUGUUUGGUCGCCGGACAUGUCUAUGGUCGCCUUGUUGAGCAAGCACACCAUUGCAAUCGCCAACAAGAAAUUGGAGCAGACUUGUCUCAUACACGAAACCAUCAAAAUUAAGAGUGGCGCAUGGGAUGAAAUUGGUAUAUUUGUCUACACCACUCUCAACCACAUCAAAUAUGCUCUACCUCAAGGUGACAAUGGUAUUAUUCGAACUCUCGAACAACCAGUCUAUCUGACUCGAGUCAAGGGCAAGAGUGUAUACUGCCUUGAUCGUGAUGGCAAAGUUCGAGCUAUAUCUAUUGAUCCCACUGAAUAUCGGUUCAAGCUUGCUCUGGUUCGACGUAAUUACGAUGAAGUCUUGCAUCUCAUUCGAACAUCAAAUCUUGUUGGACAGUCUAUUAUUGCUUAUCUGCAGAAGAAGGGAUAUCCAGAGGUUGCACUUCAUUUCGUAAAAGACCACAAGACACGUUUCGAACUAGCCUUGGAAUGUGGUAAUUUGGAAGUUGCAGAAGAGACUGCUAAAGCCAUGGAUAAAGAUGAAUGUUGGAAUUUGUUGGCUGUUGAAGCAUUGAAGCAGGGCAAUCACAGAUUGGUCGAAAUGGCAUAUCAACGAGUCAAGCAAUUCGAUAAACUGUCAUUCUUGUAUUUGAUUACUGGUGAUGUCCCCAAACUGAAAAAGAUGCUCAAGAUUGCUGAAGCUCGUGGUGAUACCAUGUCACGAUUCCAGAACUCAAUGUAUUUGGGUGAUGUUGAAGAGGAAGUCAAGUUGCUUAAGGAGGUGUAUCAAUUACCAUUGGCCUAUCUGGCUGCUCAAACUCACGGGUUGACUGAAGAGGCAGAAUCCAUCCUAGUAGCAGCUGGUAAAUCCGACUCGCCACCAAUGCUACCGCCACAUGCCGACCUCUUGAAGCCACCAACUCUCAUCCUCCGACAAGGAGAUCAACCAUGGCCCCGCCUCACAGUAUCCAAAUCCUUCUUUGAAGGAGGUCUCUUCCAAAAAGAGGGUGGUGCAUCCAAUGCAUUAUCCGCACCCAAUAUAGCUCUAGAUGAAGAAGCUAUGGACGAUGUAGGUGGUGAUUGGGGCGAUGAUUUAGAUAUACCUGAAUUGAAUGGAACGUCAGAUAAUAAGAAACAUUCCAUUUCUAAUGGCGCUGGUAAUGCAGCAGCAGUCGGUCCAGCUGGUGGUGCUGUGGAAGGAGAUGGAUGGGAUUUAGAUGGUGAAUUGGAUAUACCGUUGGAUGAUGUUGCUCUGCCUGGUGUUGGUAGUGCUGGACCAGUAGUGUUUAGUCCGCCUACGCAUGGAACUAGUACCAAUGAUAUUUGGAUUCGUAAUUCGUCGUUGGCUGCUGAUCAUGUUGCUGCUGGGUCGUUUGAGACUGCUAUGCAGCUACUCAAUCGACAAGUAUGUGCAGUCAACUUUGCACCCCUCAAACCACUUUUCCUAUCAAUUUGGCAAUCAUCGCGAGCAUAUAUGGCAUGCAAUCCGUCUACCCCACCAUUAGGAUUCCCUAUGCAUCGAGUAUGGGAUGAGGAUCAUCGUAAAUUGUUGCCAUACUUGUCAAUGACUCUACAAUCUGUCGUUGCACGAGUACAAGAUGCAUAUGGAUUGACUACUGCUGGUAGUUUCAGGGACGCAUUAGCGGCAUUCAAGUCUAUCUUGCAAUCUGUCUUGUUGUUGGUUGUUGGGAAGAGAGCUGAGUUGGAUGAGGUUCAACAAUUGAUUACUGUAUGUCGCGAAUACAUAAUGGGUCUCAAGAUUGAAUUAACUCGACGAGAGCUACCUACGGAUGAUCCACCUAAACGGGCCUUAGAAUUGGCAGCCUAUUUCACACAUUGUGCACUACAACCAGCACAUUUGCAGCUAGCAUUGAGAUCCGCUUUUGCUUCCGCAUUUAAAGCCAAGAAUUUUGCUACAACAAUGAUCUUUGUUAGACGAUUGUUGGAGUUGGCUCCACCUGCUCAGAUUGCUCAGCAGGCACGAAAAGUGCAAGUAUUAUGUGAGCGAACCCAAACAGAUGAAAUCGCCCUAGACUAUGACCAGUAUAAUCCAUUCGUUGUAUGUGCCGUCUCAUACACCCCGAUAUAUCGAGGUUCACCAUCAUCGCCAUGUCCCUUCUGUCAAGCACAGUACAAGCCAGAGUACAAGGGCAAGAUGUGUACUGUAUGUGAUGUAUGCCAGAUUGGUGGCAGUGGGACGGGCAUGAGGAGCAUGGUUGAGCAACGAUAA
This is a messenger RNA of Synchytrium microbalum, 3777 nucleotides long. RefSeq lists its product as uncharacterized. The coding region runs from base 1 to 3777 and encodes 1258 amino acids. The record is from RefSeq and is a predicted model, not a curated record. Gene Ontology annotation, cellular component: COPI vesicle coat. The transcript has 15 exons. Gene Ontology annotation, molecular function: protein binding; structural molecule activity. Gene Ontology annotation, biological process: intra-Golgi vesicle-mediated transport; retrograde vesicle-mediated transport, Golgi to endoplasmic reticulum; endoplasmic reticulum to Golgi vesicle-mediated transport. NCBI's taxonomy places the organism in Eukaryota, Fungi, Chytridiomycota, Chytridiomycetes, Synchytriales, Synchytriaceae.